AUGUCAUCAAGACCAAUCUCAAGUUGCACAGGACGACAUGGUUUUCGCCAAAAGGACACGUCAACGAUUCCCCUCGAAGAUUAUCACAUGCCCUGCACCUACAACGCCAGGACCGUCUCUACAAAGGCCCAUUUUCACGUCCUUCUCGAAGCUGCAGGACGCAUCUAUUAUCACUUAAUCGUCAUGCAGAAAACAAAGUCAAGGAAGACGGACGUGAUACAGCUGAGUGAUGGCACACUCAUCAUUAGAGAAAGUUUCGUUGUCGUACACCCAUCUGUUGUCUAUCUUGUCGCUUCGCAUGAAAUCCCAUCACCUCACCUGGCUAUCCUUCGACUCCGUCCUCUGAACUGA
This is a messenger RNA of Strongylus vulgaris, 351 nucleotides long. NCBI's taxonomy places the organism in Eukaryota, Metazoa, Nematoda, Chromadorea, Rhabditida, Strongylidae. The record is from the annotation of a GenBank genome assembly.